Messenger RNA from Arachis stenosperma, 1087 nucleotides. Its product is annotated as phosphoprotein ECPP44-like. Lineage: Eukaryota; Viridiplantae; Streptophyta; Magnoliopsida; Fabales; Fabaceae. Gene Ontology annotation, biological process: response to water. The record is from RefSeq and is a predicted model, not a curated record. Gene Ontology annotation, cellular component: membrane.
UUCCAAAUGCAUCUAAUCCAUUCCAUGUGAUUCUUGACUUCUCUCGAAAACCCAUACUGCCAUAAAUAUAUAUAUCACUUUACUUUCUACAUACAUAUUCCACUACUAAAAAGAGUACUUCGUUACUUCCUUCCAUUACGCUUCAUAAUCAAAAUCAUGGCAGAGGAGCACCACAAGCAGUAUGAGGGAUCUGAGAGCCGGGACGUGGAGGUCCAGGACCGCGGCGUCUUAGAUCUUGGUAAGAAAAAGGAGGGUGAGAAUAAGCCUCAAGAGGAGGUGAUCGCCACCGAGUUUGACGACAAGGUUAAGGUAUCUGAUGAGGCUGAUCACGAGAAGAAACCCAGCCUCUUGGAGAAGCUUCACCGAUCAGACAGCAGCUCAAGUUCUUCGAGUGAGGAGGAGGUUGAAGAAGGAGGUAAGAAGAUAAGGAAGAAGAAGGAAAAGAAAAGGUUGAAGGAGAAGGUGGAGGAGAAGAUAGGGCACAAGAAGGAGGAGGAGCAUCAUGAGGAGAGUGGUGCAGUUCCAGUAGAGAAAGUUGAGGUUCAUCAUACUGAGGAGAAGAAGGGCUUCCUCGACAAGAUUAAGGAGAAGCUACCUGGUGGUGCUAACAAGAAGGCUGAGGAGCACACGGCCACCACCACUCCACCACCACCACCACCACCACCAGCCGAGUGCGUUGAGACUGCUCAUCAACAUCAUGAGCAUGAGGCUCAGGGUGAGGCCAAGGAAAAGAAAGGCAUCUUGGAAAAGAUCAAAGAGAAGCUCCCUGGCUAUCACCCCAAGUCAGAGGACGACAAAGAGAAAGAAAAACAGAGUGCUUCUCAUUGAGAACCUUGCUGAAUGAUGCAUGCUGUUGGGACCUCCUUGUUUUCUUUUUACAGUUCACCCUCGUCCUGCUGUCUGCUUAAUUGCCUUGUAUUUUCAUCAUCGCUUUUCUUCUUUUUUUUUUUUUUUCACCUUUGUGUGUUGUGUUUCUUGUAUUUUGGUUUUAUACUCUUGUUUUUAUCUUGAAUUGCUUCAUGUAUGAAAGAAAAAACAAUGUUCUAAAAAAGCGAGUAAUUAAUUAUGAAAAAUAAUAUUUGUAUUA